Klebsormidium nitens is the source of this 2493-nucleotide messenger RNA. Lineage: Eukaryota; Viridiplantae; Streptophyta; Klebsormidiophyceae; Klebsormidiales; Klebsormidiaceae. The record is from the annotation of a GenBank genome assembly.
AUGCCACCAAAGAAGCCCCCCGACGUCGCUCUCCACCAUGAAUGCCUGGCCUACGUGAGCAAGCUCUUCAAAGAGCCUAGGACCCGAGAGGACGUCAAGCUCCGGGCCCUGAGGAACAAAGAGACCGAAUGCACCGUGGUCAUGACCAGCCUGAACAGCUUCUACAAGGAGGCUGCCAGGGCCCUCCCUCUGGAGAGCGUGCUCAAGGAAGUGAAUAAGGCUAUCUGUGAAGCCUACAUCCUUGCUAACCUUCAUGUACUACGGAUGUGUGAGUUGGGCCGUGAGGUGCCACCUCUGGAUCAGCCCUUCUUCUACAACUGCCUCUCCGCCGUCAGCGUGGCUGGCAGGCAGAAGAGCUCCGUCAAAGACCUCUACCUCAGGGAGACCGUAGAGCUCUACCUGGCAUCACGCCCUGCUAACUACGUGCCUCCAGAUUCCGAGCAUCUCUCUUCCGGCUGGUAUCAGAACGCCAGUCUUCAGAUGGCUACAUGCACCAAGAAUUCAAUCGCCACAAACUUCUACAAGCGCUUCAAGCGCUACCUGAAGCACAAGUACUCACUAGACGGCCCUUCGUGCUACGCAAAGAUGAGAGGCAUGUUCGCCGAUGAGUAUGAAGGCGACGACCAACUAGUAUUGAGGUAUCGAGCCAUGCUUCCCAAAGCCACCACUGGCAGGGCGGACUCCUCCCCUCACAUACUCAUGCCGAUGCAAUACAUGUUCCUGCGCUACAUGGAGUCUCAUCACCCCCUGACGGAAGAGGAGCUGAAGAAUGGCAAGCAGCUGAGGCUCUUCAGCCUGCUGCCUACGAAGAGGGGCUUCGAGUGCAAUCACCUCAAGAUGUGCACUAACGGACUGUAUGGGCUGCUCAAGAGGGGAGGGGUUGAGCUUCCGGCCUCGGGAGCUCAGUUCAGGAAGGUGGCAGACGACUACUGGAGGGACCUCUUCGACAUUGCUAAGUUUGAGACAUGCAACCGCAAGUUUGCAGGUGAGAUCCUCACGGACGGAAAGGCCGUGUGCAUCGUGUUGAGGAAACCCAAGCCCAAGCAAGCCUCAGGCGAAGCAACGCUCCCUGACCUCACGGGAGAAGAGGAGCUGUGGGGCCUAGACCCUGGCAGGCGAGACCUCUUUGUCAUGGUCAAUGAGGAAGGAGAGAAGCUGAAGUGCUCUACCCGAGAGUUUUAUGGCGACGCCAAGUACAAGCACAGCAACGCCAAGAUCAAGCGGUGGUACGAUAAGAGCCCGGAGGUGCUCGAGGCUAUCCGCAAUAUGCCCACCAAGAAGACCUCGGAGAGCACCAAGUUCCUCGCUUACCUGCACUUCAUUCUGCCCAGGCUGGACAUGUUGCUCGUCUACCACAUGAGGCAGGGAUUCAGAGGGCUCAAGUUCAAGCGGUACAUCUCGGCGCAGAAGAAGCUGUAUGCGCUCUGCAAAGCCAUAACAAGGCGAGUGGGUUGCAAGACGGUUGUGGGCUUCGGAGACUGGUCGAACAAGGACUCCGGAGGCAUCAUCAGGGGGUCUCCUUCUGGGCCCGUGAAGCGGCUGGAGCGAGAGCUCCGCAAGCAUUGCAGGGUGGUCUCGAUGGACGAGUUCAGGACCAGCAAGCUCCACUUCGAUUGCAAGAUGCAGCUGCGCAACCAGUACUCGGAGAAGCGGUGCAAGGAUGGGGCGGUGAAGACCGUCAAAGUUCACAGUGUGCUCCACUGCAGAAACAGUGGCUGUAAUGGCAUGACGGUGAACCGAGACGUGAACGCCGCCCGCAAUAUCCUGAGGCUGCUUAGGCUGCGGCUGGAAGGCCGUGCAAGGCCGGUGGAGUUCUGCCGUCCACAUAGAAAGAUGGCAGCUUGCGAGGUGAAGCUGGUGGCGCUCAGCAGAGGCGCGGGAGAACUGGAGGGGCUAGGUCCCGAGGACAUCAUAGUGCACGCCGCACGGGUUUCCAAUCCCCAGAACCAGAGGAAUUACGAGAGCGGUGCCAGGCUGUUGCGUUAUUGUAUCAAGAAUCGUCACUGGUCGGUCUUCGAGACCGCCUCCAUGACGGUGGAGAUAACCACCAGCAGAGCCAUAGCGGAGCAGAUCCUGAGGCACAGGUCGGCAACUUUUCAGCAAUUCAGCACCAGGUAUGCAAAGGUCGAUGCGAACGUGGUUUACGAAGCCAGGAGCCAGGAUCCCAAGAACAGGCAGUCGUCCGUGGACGACCUGCCGCCGGACGUGAAGGCCUGGUUCGUGGCAGAGCAGGAUAGGCUGUGGAAGGAUUCAUACGCCACAUAUACGCAGGCACUAGAGAAGGGCAUAGCGAAAGAGUGCGCCCGUUUCGUCCUUCCCAUGUCCACGCAGACUAAGCUGUACAUGACCAUGAACGCGAGGGAUUGGAUACAUUACGUGGAUCUGAGGUGCGGCAACGGUACACAAGACGAGCAUAAGGAGAUAGCAUGGAAUGUCAAGGGCAUCAUGAAGGAGCAGUUCCCUAAGAUAGCUCUCGCGAUGGACUGGCAUUGA